Messenger RNA from Penicillium antarcticum, 1494 nucleotides. Its product is annotated as flavin-containing monooxygenase. Gene Ontology annotation, molecular function: NADP binding; flavin adenine dinucleotide binding; N,N-dimethylaniline monooxygenase activity. The transcript has a single exon. Bases 1 to 1494 code for a protein of 497 amino acids. Lineage: Eukaryota; Fungi; Ascomycota; Eurotiomycetes; Eurotiales; Aspergillaceae. The record is from RefSeq and is a predicted model, not a curated record.
AUGAACGGCACCAAAUCCCACCGCUACGAUGUAAUCAUCGUUGGCGCCGGUAUCUCCGGCAUCAACGCCGCCUACCGUAUCCAAGACCAACUCCCCGGCUUCAGCUAUGCCAUUCUCGAAGCCCGCGAUGACCUGGGUGGUACCUGGGAUCUAUUCAAGUACCCUGGUAUCCGCUCCGAUUCAGAUCUCUUCACCUUUGGCUUCCAAUUCAACCCCUGGAGCCGCGACAACCCCAUUGCCGAGGGGUCAGCCAUUAAAGAGUAUGUGCGCGACACGGCGCACAAAUUCGGCAUCGACGAAAACAUUCUCUUCCGCCAUCGACUCUCUGCAGCAGACUGGUCGACUGCUGAGAAUACGUGGUCUCUCUCUGUCGACAGCGAAGGCAAAGAGCAAACCUUCACCGCCCGCUACGUCAUCUUCGGCACGGGCUACUACAACUACAAGGAGCCUCUGAAGGCCGACAUCGCUGGCCUCGACAACUUCCAGGGCCAGAUUGUGCAUCCGCAGUUCUGGCCCGAGGAUCUCCAGUACAAGGAUAAGAAGGUCGUCAUCAUCGGGAGUGGCGCGACGGCCGUUACCCUCCUCCCGAACCUGGCCGAACAGGCCGCCCGCGUUACCAUGCUCCAGCGCAGUCCGACCUACAUCCUUUCCCUCCCGAACCGAACAAGUAGUCGCUGGCUGUCAUAUCUGAUGCCGGCAUCUAUGUACUGCCGUCUUCAGCGCGUCAUCUGGAUCUACACCUCGCGCAUCUUCUUCCUCUUCUGUCAGCGAUUCCCGAAUUUCUCGCGCUGGCUGUUGAAGUUGAAUGUGCGAAAGCAGUUGCCGAGUCAUAUUCCAUACGACCCUCACUUCAAGCCGCGGUAUAACCCCUGGGAUCAGCGAUUGUGUGUCUGUCCUGAUGGGGAUCUGUUCCGCAGCUUGAGGAAGGGUAAGGCGGAUGUGAAGACGGAUACUAUUCGUGAGGUUACUAAGAAUGGGAUUACCCUUAAUUCGGGAGAGACACUGGAAGCCGAUAUUAUUAUCACAGCGACUGGAUUGAGGUUACAGAUUGCUGGUGGUUCGGCGUUGUCGGUGGAUGGGAACAAGAUCGACAUUGGCGACAAGUAUCUCUGGAAUGGAGUUAUGCUGCAGGAUCUACCCAAUGCCUCGUUUGUCAUUGGAUAUACUAACGCUUCGUGGACGUUGGGUGCGGAUGCAACUGCGCAGUUCGUUUGUCGCCUAUUGAAGAACCUGGAGUCGCGCAAGUUGAUUGCAGCUACACCGCGGUUGAAGGAGAAGGACGCUGGCACUCUGCAGGAGCGUCGUCUUCUCAACCUCAACUCGACUUAUGUUUCUAUCGCCGAACGGGCUCUCCCCAAGGCUGCGGAUCGUGGCCCGUGGCAGCCGCGUGAUCACUACUUGAAGGAUCUGCGGUUUGCUCAGGGUGGUGAUAUUGACACUGGAUUGGAGUUUGUUCAAGGGCCCAGUCUGCGGCUGCGCCCUAAGAUGUCGUGA